GGGCGAGGCCCGGCGCUGCCGCCAAUCGGCGCAGUGGGGUGGGCACGGCCGCGGCUGCUAUAAAGGAGGGGCAGCGGUACCGCGGCCGGUUGAGCGCACUGCGGUGGUGGUUCGAGGGCAGAGUGGGGGUCGACUGAGAUUUGUCAACAUGAAUGUGUGUCUGACCAUCCUGUCCCUGUGCUUGGGGCUGGCCUUUGCUGCACCGAGAUUAGAUCCCGAUUUAGACAGCCACUGGCAGCUGUGGAAGUCCUGGCACAGAAAAGAUUAUCAUGAGAGAGAGGAAAGCUGGAGGAGAGUGGUGUGGGAGAAGAAUCUGAAAAUGAUUGAACUCCAUAACCUGGAUCACUCAUUAGGAAAACACAGUUAUAAGUUGGGGAUGAAUCAGUUUGGUGACAUGACCACAGAGGAGUUCAGACAGCUGAUGAAUGGCUAUAUACGCAAGAAGUCAGAAAGGAAGUAUAGAGGAUCCCAGUUUCUUGAGCCCAGCUUCCUUGAAGCACCACGAUCUAUAGACUGGAGAGAGAAAGGAUAUGUAACUCCAGUUAAAGACCAGGGUCAGUGUGGCUCUUGCUGGGCUUUCAGCACAACAGGAGCUCUUGAAGGCCAGCAUUUCAGAAAAACUGGAAAACUUGUUUCACUCAGUGAACAGAAUCUUGUGGACUGUUCCCGCCCUGAAGGAAAUCAAGGCUGCAAUGGUGGUCUCAUGGACCAGGCUUUCCAGUAUGUACAAGAUAAUGGGGGAAUUGAUUCAGAGGAAUCCUACCCAUACACUGCGAAGGAUGAUGAAGACUGUCGCUACAAGGCAGAAUACAAUGCUGCUAAUGAUACUGGCUUUGUUGACAUCCCUCAAGGACAUGAAAGAGCUCUCAUGAAAGCAGUAGCAGCCGUCGGUCCAGUGUCUGUUGCUAUUGAUGCAGGCCACUCUUCAUUCCAGUUCUAUCAGUCAGGUAUCUACUAUGAACCAGACUGUAGCAGUGAAGACUUGGACCAUGGUGUUCUGGUUGUAGGUUAUGGUUUUGAAGGUGAAGAUGUAGAUGGAAAGAAAUACUGGAUUGUUAAGAACAGCUGGGGUGAGAAGUGGGGUGACAAAGGAUAUAUCUACAUGGCCAAAGACAGGAAGAACCACUGUGGAAUAGCAACAGCUGCUAGUUAUCCACUUGUAUAAUUUGAAGACUGAACAUUUCAUUGCAAAGGGGGAUAAUAAACUGAAUGACCAAAUCCACAUUCACACAUGUGGUAAACUUUCAUUCUUCAAAAGUCAACUUGAUUUUUUUUUAACUCUUAAAGUCUGUUUUACAUGUUGAUGACAUGCCACUUAUUUUAAAUUAAUGUGAAUGUUGGUAUGUAAACAGCUUGUAAUAUUGCUGGCUUUUAACUGCUUAAUCUAAUAGAUUCUUCUAUGUAUUUUCUCUUUUUUUUUAAAUUGCAAGUGUGCCCAAAGGUUUACUUUUUAAAUAAACACUUAAUUUAGUGUGUACAGAUAA
Numida meleagris (helmeted guineafowl) is the source of this 1484-nucleotide messenger RNA. It is a transcript of the gene CTSL, whose product is annotated as cathepsin L. Gene Ontology annotation, biological process: immune response. Lineage: Eukaryota; Metazoa; Chordata; Aves; Galliformes; Numididae. Gene Ontology annotation, cellular component: lysosome. Gene Ontology annotation, molecular function: cysteine-type endopeptidase activity. The transcript has 8 exons. The coding region runs from base 149 to 1165 and encodes 338 amino acids. The record is from RefSeq and is a predicted model, not a curated record.